Podarcis raffonei (Aeolian wall lizard) is the source of this 1799-nucleotide messenger RNA. It is a transcript of the gene SH3GL3, whose product is annotated as SH3 domain containing GRB2 like 3, endophilin A3. The transcript has 9 exons. The record is from RefSeq and is a predicted model, not a curated record. Bases 177 to 1238 code for a protein of 353 amino acids. Lineage: Eukaryota; Metazoa; Chordata; Lepidosauria; Squamata; Lacertidae. Gene Ontology annotation, biological process: synaptic vesicle uncoating; endocytosis. Gene Ontology annotation, cellular component: presynapse; cytoplasm; glutamatergic synapse. Gene Ontology annotation, molecular function: protein binding.
CCCUGCGCGCUCUCCCGGGUGGCGACGGAGCGGGCGGCUGCCUUGGCGGAGCAGCCCGAGGAGGAAAGCUCUUGCCAGCUGCUCGGCCGGGGCAUCGGCCCUGGAAACGCCUCUGCUUUCCCUUGGCUGGGGACUCCUCCGCGUGCAGCUCUUGCUGCGCCCGGAGCGGAGGGAUCAUGUCGGUAGCGGGACUGAAGAAGCAGUUCCACAAAGCCAGCCAGCUAUUCAGUGAAAAAAUCAGCGGAGUGGAAGGAACAAAACUCGAUGAAGAUUUCCAUGAGAUGGAACGGAAGAUUGACAUCACCAACAAAGCUGUGGCAGAACUCCUGUCAAAGUCCACUGAAUAUCUGCAACCUAAUCCAGCCUACAGAGCUAAGCUGGGAAUGCUGAAUACCGUGUCCAAGAUACGAGGGCAAGUGAAAGCCACAGGGUACCCUCAGACAGAAGGGCUGCUUGGAGAGUGUAUGCUUCGAUAUGGGAGAGAACUUGGAGAGGACUCCGCAUUUGGCACUGCCCUAAUCGAUUCGGGGGAGAGCAUGAAGCUGAUGGGUGAAGUGAAAGACUCUCUGGACAUCAAUGUCAAGCAAAACUUCAUCGAUCCUCUUCAGCUGUUGCAAGACAAGGAUUUAAAAGAGAUUGGGCACCACCUGAAGAAACUAGAAGGCCGGCGUUUAGAUUACGAUUACAAAAAGAAGCGUCUAGGGAAGAUACCAGAUGAGGAGGUUAAGCAAGCUGUGGAAAAGUUCGAAGAAUCCAAAGAACUGGCAGAGAGGAGCAUGUUCAACUUUUUAGAAAAUGAUAUAGAGCAAGUGAGCCAGUUGCUAGUUUUUGUAGAAGCUGCAGUAGAGUAUCAUAAGCAGUCUACAGAGAUUCUAGAGGAUUUGCAGAGCAAGCUACAAAACAGGAUAAACAUAGCGUCAAGUCGUCCAAGACGUGAAUUCAGGCCAAAGCCGGUGAUAAGGGCACCUCUUGAAAUAAGCAACGGUCAGCAGCACAAUGGGAUUUCAUUCAGUCCAUCGAUAAAAUCCACAGGUUCUUCCUCACAUAUGGAACAGCCUUGCUGCCAAGCUUUGUAUGACUUUGAGCCAGAAAACGAAGGUGAGCUUGGAUUUAAGGAAGGUGAUGUCAUCACGCUGACCAAUCAGAUCGAUGAGAACUGGUUCGAAGGCAUGUUGAAUGGCGAAUCGGGCUUCUUCCCCAUCAAUUACGUGGAGGUUGUGGUGCCGUUGCCUCAGUGAGCCUGCCAUCCUCACGUCACAAAUGCAUUUCCGUGAGUGAAAAGAAGUCUUUCCCUCCAAAGUGGCUUUUCAUUUGUGUGGCAUUCUACGAAAGCCUUGUUCUUUUGACCAACUUACUGACUUUUUUGUAUGUGUCUUUAAAAAAAAAAAGUAUUUAUUUUGUAUUCAUGUAGUUUGUACAUAUAUAUAUAUAUAUCGUAUAAAAAAAAUCCUCCCCUUUUGUUAAAUAAACACACACAGAUUUCCCUGACCUAAUUCCUUGCUUUGUGCCUUGAAGAUCUGUACGUUUACUGAUAGAUCAACUGUUGCUUCCCAAGUGCAUUUACUUCCUCGCAUGAUGUCGGAAACUUCCCUCUACCUGCAGUGAAUUUACUCGUGGGCACAAUUUUUGAAGCUGCUGUGAGUAAGAGCUAGUUCUCAGUGAGUUACCUUUGUUACGUUCAACUUAACUGUGAAAAGCUAAUACCUGUUGUGUGCUGUACCCGAACAAAAAAGCCAAGUCAAUGUCACAGCUAAAUUGAUUCUCCAUUGAGCAAAUGUAAUAAACACUGUUGUGGGAAA